AUUAUGGCGGAAGGAGACGAACAACAACAAGAACUCACGCCAGUAGACUUACAAAAGAAAGUUUAUUUUUUGCUUGAACAACUUCAAGAAAUGGCAAGCAGUUUGCCACUGAAGUACCAGCAGCGUUUGCCUUGCGAACUACUGUCGGGACUAGCAAAUUGUCUCUUGAAUGAUACAAUUUUUGAAAUAGUUAAAGGUUUAAUGGAGAUCCAACACGUUACAGAAAAACAUUUGUACCAACAACGACUGCAAGUGCUCCAUCGACAUAAAAUGGAAUUACAGGAGAUCACAACCCAGACUACUGAUGAGACAAUCAGAAAUGCUCAACGGCUACUGUUGAUCAGAAAACAUCGCGAAGAAAUGAAGCAAACAGAUAUGAAAUUAGUGCUUCAGCUAGAUCAGAAGGUUUCAGACCAACAAGUGGUUCUGGAAAAGGCUGGAGUUCCAGGUUUUUAUGUUACAAACAAUCCACUUGAAGUGAAAGUGCAAAUGCAUCUACUUGACUUCAUUUUACGACUCAGCAAGAUGAAAACACCCACCUGACGAGAUGAACAUGGCUUUCUGCUGUGACUACACUUCGUGGUGUCAUUGCAGAAUGCCAUUGGUCAGUGGAAGCUAUGGGAUCUUUCCGGUUCCUGUGACUAUCCUCGUGAAUGGUAAAUGUGAAGUAUUAAGUAGUAUUGAAUUGAACUGGACAAUAGAUUACAGUUAGGUGGCACAAGCAUGAUCACUUGCUGUUCAGGCAGCCAAUUUGUUUUGGUUCACUUGAGAGAUUAUAUUUUCAAGUAACCAAAAGCUUGGAGUUUUCACUGUAUUAAAAUGGGCCGUUACCAUUGCUCUUUGCUUGUUCAUAAGAUAAACUACAAUCAUUAAGAAAUCCAUACUAGUGUUGGAAUGUAACAGUGUCAUAUGCAAUUGUAAAGUACAUCACCCAAUAUUUAAAGCAAAAGUAGACAUUUUAAAGUUCUAUAGCAAUAUAAAUAUUUGGGAUAUUAUUUUUAACAAAUUUUGUACAUAUAUAUAAAUCAUGACUAUUUGGUUUAAAAUUCUAAAUGAGCAUAAGCAAUUAGUGUUACAUUGUUGUUCAUGUUCUUUUACAACUUGUCAUGUAACCAUAGAAGUAAGAUGGACCAUUUGUACGUUAGUAGAGAACUUACUUGUAUUUCUAAGAAACAUGUAUAGUACAAAUUACAAAAUCAACAUAUUGUACUUGUCAUCUUGUUUCAUUGUUUUGUGUUACCAAUGGAAAUAUAGGAGGAGACAUAAAUACACAUUUUUCGUACCUUAACUUUUGACAGAGAAUAUGUUAAAAUUUUCAAUGGUCUAUCUACAUUGAUGUAAUAUAACAUUUGUGGAAAAAAAGAAACGUGCUUGUAGCAAAACCAUAGACAUUAUUUUAUUUCAGAUUACUUCACUAAAACUCUUUAAUUGUUUGUUGAGUAACUGAAUUAUCCUGAAGAAACACAUUUUGUUCAUAAGCUAAAUAAAUAUUUUACUGAAUAGUAAAUCAGUGAUUUUUAGAUGACUUAUAUUUAGUUUCUGACAUAUUUAUUUCUUAUUGUGUGUGUGUGUAUGCGCAUGAAUAUACAGACUCAACCCUACUCUGUUUAAUGUCAUCAAACAGGGUACUAAUGUUAUGUUUUUGUCACCUUAGCAACCUGCCAGUUGAUGAUGACAUAAAUUGAAAGAUAUGUAAAUACUAAUACAGCUGUUUUAAGUCUGUCAAAAUUUUAUAUUAUUUUUGUAUGAUAAAAAUAUUGUAAUAAAUAACUGAUAAUUGAUGAUAAA
Molecule: messenger RNA, 1788 nt
Organism: Schistocerca serialis cubense
Lineage: Eukaryota; Metazoa; Arthropoda; Insecta; Orthoptera; Acrididae
Gene: gdl
Product: gonadal protein gdl
Exons: 4
Coding region: 4-543 (179 amino acids)
Source: RefSeq, a predicted model, not a curated record